UUAAGGAUGGCCAUUUUCUUUUGAAGGCAUGUUUUUAAACAUUACUCCUCCUUUCAACACUUCUCGCAUCGCAAUGGGCAUAUCCCAGAACUGCCUGUCCCUGUCCAGCCAUCUACGUUGAGUGAUCAUGUCGAGCGAUGGUCCUGAGACUGCUCCUCAACAUGGUGACGAGAAGAGUACCACAGGCGGGGUGGAUCAGCGGCCGAGGUCGGAGGACCCGGAGGUAAGCGAUGCCGCCGAGGUUGCGGGAGAGAACGCCCAGAACCUGACACCGGGGCUUCCUUUUUCGAAAGCGCGGUGCGUUGCCCUCGUGGCCACCUUGACGGGAGCAAGCUUCCUCGGGAGCUUGUCAGCACAAGCCGUCGUGAUCAUUCUCCCAACUAUUGGCGAAGAUCUCAACAUACCAGAAGCAAGACUUCAGUGGAUUAUCUCCGCGUAUUCGCUCACGUUCGGAUGCUUCUUGCUCUUUUGGGGCAGAGUGGCCGACAUCUAUGGGAAGCGCAAGAUCUUCAUCUGGGGCUCGGCAUGGUUCGCCGUGACGACGCUCGUCAACCCUUUUAUACCGAAUGAGAUUGCAUUUGACUUGUUCCGGGCACUGCAGGGCCUGGGUGCCGCAGCCAACGUCCCAACUGCGAUUGGGAUUCUAGGAACCACUUUUCCUCCAAGCAAAGCCAAGAACUAUGCCUUCAGCUGCUACGCCGCUGGUGCUCCGUUGGGCGCCGUAAUUGGAAACUUGGUCGGCGGCAUCGUCGCCCAGUAUGCCUCUUGGAAAUGGGUGUUUGUGGUGAUUGCCCUCGCAGCAUUUGCCAUCAGCGCAGCUGCAAUAUUCGUCAUCCCGCCUCCCAGAGACCCUCUCCGGGAAGAUGGCACACCCAGGCCAUCGAUCGACUGGCUAGGGGCUGUUUUGGUCACGGUCGGGCUCCUUGCGCUCCUCUUCGCCUUGACCGAGGGUAACGUUGUUGGAUGGAACACGCCGUGGGUGGGCGUGCUCAUUGUUGUCUCCCUCAUCCUCAUCGCGCUCUUCGUUUUCUGGCAGAGCCACCUCGAAAAGACGGGAAAGCUGGCCCCGAUCAUGAAGGUGUCGAAUUUCCGGAACCCGCAGUUCAGCGCUGCCAUGGCCAUCAUGGCCGUUUUCUUCAGCGCUUUCAACGGAUUUCUGGUGUUUGCGACCUACUUCUACCAGGAUUAUCAGGGGCACGACCCCUUGCAGACAACGCUCCGGUUCAUGCCCAUGGGCAUCACCGGCUUCAUCACCGCCGCCAUUGUGUCGCAGCUACUGGCCAGGGUCCCCACGUACAUGCUGCUGGUGGUUGGCAACGCCUGCGUCUCUGUCGCGGCCUUGCUCUUUGCUGUUCCGAUCCCGCCCGACACAAUAUACUGGGCGUGGUCUUUCCCGGCAAUGGUCCUGUCGGUAUUCGGUGCCGAUACCACAUGGCCGUCCCUGAUCCUCUUCACCAGCCACUCGCUGCCGCAGGCUGAUCAAGCUCUCGGAGGUGCGCUGAUCAAUGCGAUGGGGCAAAUUGGACGUGCGAUCGGGUUGGCCUUGGCCACAGCGGUUCAAACAGCGGUGAUGGCGAAAGAAAGAGGCGUCGAUGUUCAGGAGGCCGGCUCUGUCGAGGUGGGAGACAUGGCUUCGCUUCUUGGGCUUAGGGCUGCCGAAUGGCUGAAUUUCGGUCUUGGAAUUGUCGCGCUGCUCCUGGUGCUUGCUGCAUUCCGAGGGACUGGCAUUAUCGGGAAGGCAGGAUCAGAAGGGGCGCGAAGAAAGGGAAGCGCAGCCGGCCCGGUGCCGAAAUGAGGAGAAUGGGAAAGCCUAAACCUAUCAAUUGAUCGAGUAGGAGCCAGAAAAAUCAUCGGAUACUUAUUUGGCUGCCUACCUCAAGAAUACACAUCGCUUGACCAGUUGAUGACUUUGCGGCCAGUGUGUACUUCCUAUUAACAAAGGAACAAAGGUAUAAAGGCUUGCAAAAAGGGAAACUCAAUGCUAGUUGGG
Parathielavia appendiculata is the source of this 1990-nucleotide messenger RNA. Its product is annotated as MFS general substrate transporter. Gene Ontology annotation, cellular component: membrane. Gene Ontology annotation, molecular function: transmembrane transporter activity. Bases 128 to 1795 code for a protein of 555 amino acids. The record is from RefSeq and is a predicted model, not a curated record. Gene Ontology annotation, biological process: transmembrane transport. Lineage: Eukaryota; Fungi; Ascomycota; Sordariomycetes; Sordariales; Chaetomiaceae. The transcript is spliced from 4 exons.